UUACGGAAGAUGGCUCAAAAUGAAAUUGAGGAAAUGUUAGGUCACCUGAGUAGAAUCAAGAAUGGAGGUAAUCUGAGUAUAGCCAAGAUUGAUCAAACUAAGAAACUUGAAAUCGUGCUAAGAGUUUUUAGAACCUUUAUAAAGUAUCAUCAUAUUCUUUUGCCGGAUCCAGUCAAACUCACAAAGAAGGCCAAAUUGACUGUAAAAGCGCUUCAACAGGUAUUGUGGGGUGAAUGUAAAACUAACCAUAAUCUGGAAAGGAUAGAAUCACAUUUGUUGGAAUUCUUGGAAUGUGAUACCGUUUUAAGUUACAAUUAUGAGUUGAAUGAUUUUGGUCUGUUAGGAUGUAUGGAUUGCCUCGGAAAGAAUCUAAAUGAUCUACUGAUGAUAUUACUGGAAAGGUCUGACCCUCCUGAAGAAGACCUUCCAGUACACAAAUAUAUAAAGCCACUGAAAAUUGUUCAAAAGAAAAUGAGAUUUUUGAGAUACUUAUAUACCACAGAGAUAAAAGGUUACGUCGAUGAUGAGAAGCUGGAAUGUUUGGAGACACGAAUUCAGUUCAUGACUGACAAUGUGGGACAGUUUUGUCAUGCUAUUUCAGUGUUUCUUCUUUCUGAUUUCGUAGAUGAUAUGGAUGAGGAUGACAAAUAUGAGUAUGAUAUCGUGAAUACACCUCCUUAUCUAUUAUGCUUGAAUAAACCUCCUUAUCUAUUAUGCUUGACUGUGUUAGUGGAGCUGGAAAUGAAGAAGAUUUUUCUUAGUGAACUAAAGGCUUCAAAGUUUAGUCAAACAAGAACUUUCAAGGACAAGAAAUUACCAAAAGGAUUUUCUCAUCAUCUCCAUAGUUUGCUGAUGUAUCUCAGAAACAAAAAGCUCAAGAACUUUCCUAAUAAUAUAUCUGCUCAAAAAAUUGAUGUGUCAAUAGAGUUCUUGUUGGUUUUCCUUGAUGUUGAUGUGUCAAAUCAUGUUGUUAAUGGUAACUGGUUGAAUGAGGUCUUGCUAAAGGUUGGAGCUAUAGCGGGUGAUGUUCUAUAUGUAAUUCAAAAGCUUCUUCCUAGCUCUAUAAACAAAGAUGACACUAGCAAGACAAAUCUUUGCUCGAUACAGAUAUUGGAGAAAACUAAAGAUCUGAAGGCACAAGUGGAGACUUACUACAAAUCCUUAAAAUUCACUCCAUCUCAGUUCCCCAACUUUGGUGGAUUGAGCUUUCUGGAUUCUUUUUUAAGGAAACUGAAUAAGAUGUCGAAAUCUAAAUCUGGUUUGGAUUUCCUGAUGAAACCUCUUUUAGGUAAUUUGGAGAAAGAGCUAUCAUCUCUAACAUCCAUUUUAGAGAAGGAUCUGUCAUCUUUAUCAUCCGUUUUCAGAGAUGCUGCAAAGGUGCACCAUGAACAUAAAGUUCUUAAAGAUCUUCAGAGACGUACCAUAAAUUUGGCAUAUGAAGCUGAGGUUGCCAUUGACUCUGUUCUUGCUCAGUAUAAUGCUUUUUGGUAUAUUUUUUGCUCACUUCCUACAAUCUUAAAAGAGAUCAAGCAAAUUAAUGCGGAGGUGGCUGAGAUGUGGUCGGUGGACGUUGCUCUUAAGCCUCACUAUGUGGUAGCGCCAUCUAAACAUCUACCAACUCAACAUAGAAAUAUAGUGAAUGAUGAGGAGAUAGUGGGUUUUGAGAAUGAAACCGGAAAAAUGAUUCAGUAUCUGAUUAGAGGUACAAAUGAGCUAGACGUCGUCCCAAUUGUAGGCAUGGGGGGACAAGGGAAAACAACAAUUACUAGAAAGGUGUACAAUAGCGACAACAUUGUUUCUCAUUUUGAUGUUCGAGCCUGGUGCAUCAUUUCCCAAACAUAUAACCGGAGAAAGCUAUUACAAGAGAUUCUUAGUCAAGUUACCACUUCCCAGGACAUGGUAGAUAAGGAUGUCGAACUUGCGGACGUGUUGAGGAAAAGACUAAUUGGAAGGAGAUAUCUCAUUGUAUUGGAUGAUAUGUGGGAUUGUAUGGCAUGGGAUGACUUAAGGCUUUCUUUUCCAGAUGUUGGAAAUAGAAGCAGAAUAGUAGUAACAACUCGACUUGAGAAAGUUGGUGUGCAAGUCAAGUACCAUACUGAUCCUUAUUCUCUUCCAUUCCUCACAACAGAAGAGAGUUGCAAAUUGUUGCAGAAAAGAGUGUUUCAAAAGGAAGAUUGCCCGCUUGAUCUACAAGAUGUGAGUCACGAAGUUGCAGAAAAAUGCAAGGGAUUGCCUCUAGUGGUUGUCUUGGUAGCUGGAUUAAUCAAAAAAAGGAAAAUGGAAGAAUCUUGGUGGAAUGAGGUGAAAGAUGCUUUAUUUGACUAUCUUGAUCGUGAGUCGGAAGAAUAUAGUCAGGCGACUAUGCAGUUGAGUUUUGAUAACUUACCCAAUUGUUUAAAGCCUUGUCUUCUUUAUAUGGGGAUGUUUCCGGAGGAUGAAAGUAUUCCAGUGUCUAAAUUGAUUAGUUUAUGGAUCGCGGAAGACUUCGUGGAGAACAUUGAAUCUGCUGAAGAUUACUUGAUGGAUCUCAUUAGCAGUAACGUGGUAAUGGUUUCAAGGAGAAGUUAUAAUGGUAAAGUCAAAUACUGUCAGGUUCAUGAUGUAGUGCUUCACUUUUGCUUGGAGAAGAGUAGAGAAGAAAAGUUUAUUCUGGCAGUGAAGGGGAAUGCUAGCCAGUUUCGACCUUUGAAUUGGAAGGGAAGCUCUCGAGUGAGCUUCAGUUUCAGUGAAGAGCAUUCCAAGUUUGCAUCUCUAGUCUCCAAAACACAGAAGCCUUUCCACCAACACUUGAUGUCACUGAUAACGACCAAUCAAGUAGAAUCUAUUGAUGUGACUCCCUUCUGUCAGAUUAGUGAAUUGCGACUUCUUAAGGUCUUGGAUUUGAGUUCUUACACUCUGGAGUUUUUGUCGUUACCUACAUUCAAUCCACUAAAUCACCUGAAGUACCUUGCAGUUUGGGCAGAUAAAUUCUAUUUUCAUCCAGAAUCACAUCUGCCCUAUCUAGAAACUUUAAUUGUGAAGAAUUUUGAUUAUGUAGUACAGUUACCAGCGUCUUUUUGGGAAAUGGAAAAAUUAAGGCAUGUUGAGAUCGGUGAAGUUGAAUUUGAUAAGCAUGGGAUGUUUGAAGGAUCCUCUAAAUUGGAAAAUUUGAGUACAUUAAGGAAGGUUAUAUUUCCAAUUGAGGAAGUUGAUAGGGUGGAUGUGUUAUUAAGGAGGUGUCCUAAUCUUCAACAACUUCACCUUGAUAUUUGGAAAGAUUCUGCAGAACCUUUAUGUCUCAAAUGGGAGAGUCUUACCCAGCUUCAAAUACUUCACCUUUACUUUGAUUGUCCCAUAGUUUUAUCCGGGUUACAGUUGCCUUCAAGUUUAAAGAAGUUGGUACUAUUCGAGUCUUAUAUAGAAAGCGUGAUUCCCUUCAUUGCGGGGCUACCAAGCCUGGAGUAUCUUCAAUUAUUGUUUCCGGAUUUUCCUCAAUCAGAAGAGUGGUGCCUUGGAGAUAUCAUGUUCCAUAAACUUAAGAUGUUGAAACUGGUGGGCUUAAGUAUCUCAAGGUGGGAUGCCUCGGAGGAAUCCUUUCCCCUGCUUGAAACACUUGUUAUAAACUGGUGUGACAAGCUUGAGGGGAUCCCCCUUAGCUUUGCAGAUAUUCCAACACUGAAACAGAUUAAGUUGAUGUACUGCUCCAACAACAAAUCUCUGAAGGCUUCAGCUGUGAGAAUUAAGGAAGAAGCCGAAGCGAUUGAAGGAUGCGACCGUAUUGAUAUCACUAUCAAAGAUUUUCAUGGAGAGAAUAUAAGGCGGCUGUGAAUCAAGUAUGUGCCUGUCAACAAUGGUAUUGUUUUUAUGUUAAUUGAGCUCUCAAACUCAUGAGGAUUUGUUUGAAUUUGACAACUGCAGCAAAAGCACAGACAGUCUAUCGUGCGGCUUGCUGAAACGCCCAUGCGUACCGAUUGCUAAGUUUGUUUUGAUUGAUAAACUCUUUUUAUGUAUGAUUGGAGACCAAUUUAUAUAUAUCAGAUGGUCUUUUACUGUUGCCUUUUGUA
Messenger RNA from Solanum dulcamara, 4043 nucleotides. RefSeq names its product putative late blight resistance protein homolog R1A-3. Gene Ontology annotation, molecular function: ADP binding. Lineage: Eukaryota; Viridiplantae; Streptophyta; Magnoliopsida; Solanales; Solanaceae. The record is from RefSeq and is a predicted model, not a curated record. Bases 10 to 3807 code for a protein of 1265 amino acids. The transcript has 2 exons. Gene Ontology annotation, biological process: defense response to other organism.